Rotaria sp. Silwood2 is the source of this 474-nucleotide messenger RNA. The record is from the annotation of a GenBank genome assembly. NCBI's taxonomy places the organism in Eukaryota, Metazoa, Rotifera, Eurotatoria, Philodinida, Philodinidae.
AUGGCAAGUGGAAAAGUUGCAAAUGAAAUUCGUGAACCACACUCGAGUCUUACCAAACCAGACUCAUUGUUAACUAGGGUAAUUCCUCAUUUUAUUGAUUAUUGCAAUAUCGAUCAAUUCAAAGAAACACCUGGAAUGAAGUUGGAAGGCGUUACCAUCUUUGGAUACGAUCAAAGGCGUAAAUUUACUAAAAGCACCUGGUUAAAUUCCGAAGAUAGAAACGAAAGUGAAGACAAAUUUCUUGGAGCUUUAGAGAAAUCGGACAAGCAGAAAGUCACGGAUAAUAAAUCAUUAAGACUUGAGAUGCAAAAAUUAUCGGGUGACAACAAAGUCAAUCUUCAAAUACAAUAUGACGGAGUAUCCUAUGCUCUCGUUACUUUACCAACUGGUUAUAAAUUUGGUAAAGCAAAACUGAAAGAGCUAUUAAAAGAAAGUUUUAAGCAACAAAUUAAAAUUGAAAUUGGAAUCGACUAG